Molecule: messenger RNA, 2083 nt
Organism: Chara braunii
Lineage: Eukaryota; Viridiplantae; Streptophyta; Charophyceae; Charales; Characeae
Source: the annotation of a GenBank genome assembly
CGGAGGAUUCCCUGUGUCGAUCAUCAUCAUGGAUGACUAUCCCAUCCAGGGCCUGUUGGCCCUCUCUGUUAUGUUGGGACCCUUGUUCCAAUUGAUGUUCCCCCUGGGAUUCGGACGCAUGUGUGCGUCCCGGGCGAUACUUCGGUCUGGGACAAUAACACUUGGGCCCACACCUGCGGAACAGGCAGAAAUUGACCGCAGGUUGGCAAAGAAGAAGAAAGAGAAAAAAGCUAAGAAGAAACAGAAAGAAGAAGAAGCAAAAAAGAAGCUGAAGGAAAAGAUGGAAAAGGAAUUAGAAGAAGAACUGAAGAGUAUCCAACAAGAAGAAGAGGAAGAAGAGCAGGAAGAAGGGGAGACUUUAGAAAGACGUCAUCGUCUCGACUUACCUGAGAGUAGUCAUACCGCAGCAGACCGGCUGCCAGUUGAACCGCUGGACUGGGCUGGUCGGUACUCCUACACCAGCGAACCAUUGCGUGCAUCUGAAGAAGAGCGAGAUGUGUUCGUCGCAAGGUUGGCCACUGUAACUGAUUUAGCUGAACAAAAUUUGAUGUUGGAAGAGAAGAGGGCCGAACUGCAUAACAGGUUGCUAGCAACCAAGAGGCAAGAGUUGGAAGAAAAAAAGAGGUUGCAAGCGGAGGGGGAGAAGUUGCAGAAAGCAUUAGAAGCUAAAAAAGAUAAACCAUUCGCAACAGACGAACAACUUGCCCUCCUCAGAGAGGCCGUCCUCAACACAAGGCAAGAAAUGGCCUUAAUGCAUCAAACGCUACAAAAAGUAGAGAGUCUAGAGACUCAUCGGAGUGAGUUCGAAACUGUUUGGAACAACUUUCUGGAGAAAUCAGCAAAAGACGUUGAUCAACACAUCCAGACUUAUAUUAAGGCGUUAGAUGAACACAUCACCAAGACCUUCACUCCAGAGGUCAUAGAAAAGAUUGUCAAGGGAGCUGGAGGCGGAGGAGGAGAUGGCGGCGAUGACGACGAUGAUGACAAAAAGGGGAAAGGGGAUCCCGAUCGGAAAGGAAGACUUCCACAGGAAGUAGGGAAGGUCGGCAAGAUUAAACUCAAACUGCCAUGGACCUAUAACGAAAAAAAAGAUGAAAGUGUUCUGCACUGGAUGGCAACAAUUGAAUCAUACGUAUAUGGGCAGCGAAUCCCAUACUGGGACAGGGUGUUGAUGGCGAGUUCAUGCAUGGGAGGCGAUGCCAUGAGCUUCGCGAUUUCGCUACAGAAGGAGGCGGGUUGCAGCUCAAUGGUAGAGUUCUCACAGCAAACUCGGAUUGAAGACUUUCUUAAAGCAGUUCGAGAAAGAUUUGAGGACAAGAACGUAGGACGUCGCACAAAGAUGUUGAUCCUCAACCUCCCUUAUAGGAAAUGGAAGAGCACCUCUGCCCUGAAAGCAACCAUGGAUGAAUUGUUACAGUGCCCUGACCAUGGACUUACACCUGCCCAGAUUUUGAACAGCUUUGCACGAGCACUUCCUGAUCCCCUGCGAACACAACUCUAUCCCCAUGUCAAAGAAGAUGGAAUGACUUACGAGAAGUUCAACAAGAUUGCGAUAGAUCAUGCUUCCUCGCCGAAGCAAAUUACUGCCACUACUGGAAAGAUCUGCAAGCGGGAAAGAAGUGGCAAAACUUCACUAUCUCAGGGUCUAUACCUAGGAAGGAUAGUCUCCUUCUAACCUUUGAAGAAGGAGGCGUCGAGACCAUCUCCUGGGACCAGGUAGAUUAUGGACUCGACGAACUCAGCGGACCGAUAGCUCAGGAGGGGAGUUAUGCGGCCGUUGUAGCCCGCGGGGGAGGGCGUCAAGGAAGAGGGCGUGGCCGAGGAAGAGGUCGCGGCCGUGGUGGACGAGGAUCCGGCACCCAGAGGGGUGGUGGCGAAGGAAGCCACUACGUGGGAGGAAAGGGAAAUGGUCCCUCGCAAGGUGGCCGUUGUACUUAUUCCACCUGGGGUAGAGGAAGAGGCACGUGGUAUAAUAAGUGGGAUAAGCCAUACCCACCACAUCCAGGUCUACCCAAAGGGGAGCCUUGGAAAAAAAUGGGAAUCACAGAGAAAGUGUGGCAAGAAAUGAAAGCCGCCGACCAGU